UGAAAAUUCUCUGCUGCGUCGUGUAUUUGACGUGCCAAGCUCGACGAGCUUGCACAAACGAUGACUUCGAGCAGUCAGUCGCAGUUCUUAACGAGAAAGGGAGAAACAUCGGAAAAAAUGAGUUUCGAAACUAUUCCAGACGAGCCCGACUGGUGGGAAACAUUCGUCAAGGAACAAUAUCCCGACGAAAAAUGUCAGAAAUACUUUCGUUGCUCUCGAAAGACUUACAUUUACCUCGUUAAAUCCUUAAAGUCCUACGUAGCACCACGUGCUGGUUCAACGACCUUCGACAGCAGCAAAUCAUAUAUGGGCAAAGGAGUAUGCGCCGAAAAGCAAGUUGCCAUAUUAUUGUACAAAUUGACUUCAUGCGUUGAUUACAUGAAAAUGUCGAGAAAAUUCAAAAUACACAAAACAACUAUACACAAGAUUAUUUAUCGAAGCAUUGUGGCUAUCAAUAAAUAUCUCUUGCACAAAAUCAUAAAAAUGCCCAAAAAUGAGGAUGCAGAAGCCGUUGCGGCGGAUUUCGAGCACGUUCAUGAAAUUCCACAAAUUUUGGGCGUCAUGUCAGUCAUUCACAUACCCGUAUGUUCGCCCAUCAAUUUGAACUACAAAUUUUUGAACUCACUUUUGUACCCGUCGUUCGUACUACAAGCUAUAAUGGAUUCCAAUUGCCUUUUCAGAGAUAUAAGCGUUAGACAUACAGGGGCAGUCGAGCCCCAAAACAUCAUCGCGGACUCUAAUAUUUACAAGUACUCUGAAAAAGUUUUGCCGACUGAAAAGAAAAGUAUCAAUGGUGUGGACAUGUCCUACAAAAUAAUUAGUCCUAAAAAUGGACCAUCUUACCCUUGGUUGCUGAACGAUUAUAAACCGGAAUCCACCGUCGAAGAGGCGAUCUUCAAUAGGAAUUUAAACGAUAUUCGCGGCUACGGGGACACGGUAAUUUCGCGCCUGCGAUCGAGAUUUCCUAUUUUAUGUCAAAUGCUGGAUCUUAGCUACAAAGUCGUGCCUCAAGUAAUCGGUGCUUGCUGCGUUAUACACAACAUAUGCGAAGUCAACGACGAUCCCUUCUUCGAGGAAUGGCUCCUCGAGGCCGAUGCCAUGCUGAGGAAGUAUCCGCAGCCUGACAUGAACUUCACCGGUAAUGAAAUUGACUCGCAAACUCUUUUUGAACGCGAUGUGCUUAAAGAUUAUGUUAAUAGUAAAACAAUCGAAAUUGAAGCGUCUUUUUUAGUGAACCUCUAGUUCCCCAACAAUCUUGACAACUAAUAAUUAUAAUCAUUUUGAACUAUAUUUUUUUUUCUUCUUGUUGAUUAUUCCUCGUACGUUUUACAAUAUUAUAUGUCUCUUAUAUUACGUGUAUCAUACUUUUUAAUACGAACAAGUUGUCAUCGCUUGAGACUGAAUAACAUUUUAUGGGGCUAAGAUUAAGACUAUUGAACAAAAGCUUUUUUCGCAAAAUAAGAAUAUAAUUAUGAUUGUAAA
Trichogramma pretiosum is the source of this 1482-nucleotide messenger RNA. RefSeq names its product putative nuclease HARBI1. The coding region runs from base 61 to 1242 and encodes 393 amino acids. The transcript has 5 exons. The record is from RefSeq and is a predicted model, not a curated record. NCBI's taxonomy places the organism in Eukaryota, Metazoa, Arthropoda, Insecta, Hymenoptera, Trichogrammatidae.